Messenger RNA from Coniophora puteana RWD-64-598 SS2, 1419 nucleotides. RefSeq lists its product as uncharacterized. The record is from RefSeq and is a predicted model, not a curated record. The transcript is spliced from 4 exons. Lineage: Eukaryota; Fungi; Basidiomycota; Agaricomycetes; Boletales; Coniophoraceae. Bases 1 to 1419 code for a protein of 472 amino acids.
AUGUCGGGCGGACAGCCUGCAAGCGCGCCAGCAUCGGGUAAUGCCACACGAUUGAAUAAAGUCAUCCUUGAUCACGAGAAACUCCAGCAAAAGCACGCUGCCCUCCAGACAGCUGUCGCUGAAAGCCAGCAGGAAACCGAUCGAAAGCUCAAAGUCUUGUAUCAGCAGACCCAGCUCUUGAAUGCGAGGAUAGACGAGCUCGAGAAGUCCAAGAAGAUGCAGCAAGAGCGUAUCGACGUCUUGGAGGAAGUGUCACAAGUCAAGUGGGUUGAUGGGGCUGGCGCCGAAGCAGAGAACGAGGGUGUCGAGGGAGCUGCUGCUGCUGAGGGAGCCGCUGCUGUCAAUGGAGCUUCAGCCGUCGAGGUGCCUGAUGAGGACACCAUUCAGCGCGAGAACGAUGAGGCUCUAGCCUCGAAGCCUGUCAAGAACCUCAUCAACGACAGCUACGAGGCAUUGUUAGGCACAAAGCUUUCGGGGAAGAACUUACCAGGAUAUCCGUUUGGUAUAGACCGUGAGCACGAGACCUGGCCCAAGGACCGAGCAACAAAGAAGGCACUCGUUCGGUUUGACUGGCGUGAAGGACAACACGACAGCAGUAUCAACGUCGAAGGGAGGGAACAAGUAGUGGCGAUGGUGCGUACCUUGGCUAAGCAGCGGGGAAAGACCACCACAGCGUAUGUCGAGAAGAUCAUUCCCGGGCAGCUAGAGAAGAAGGUUAGGGCAAAAUACUUGACGCUCGGAGCUGCGUACCGUGCAGAGAAUAAGGAUGACCUGGAGGAUGACGGUGAAGUGGACAGCAAGGGGAUGGGAUCACGCGUUAAAUCAAAACUCGAGGCUCGCAGUCGCAAGCGCGGCUCGGAGCUCUGCCCCGCAGAUCUGAAAGAUCCGAAAUGGGACACUUUAAUGAUUAGAAAUGCGAUGUCGGAUGAUGAAGACGAACCAGAGUAUACCUCUGGCGAUCCGCGUGCAUUUCUUUCUGUCGAGUGGUACUGGAGACAUAAACGAGUAUCAGAGUUCUUCCAGCAUCUUGACGCUGUCCCUGACCCUAAACCUGACCGUGGCAAGCUAGCGGUUCCACGCAGGAGAGCUCUUCACGUAAAAAUGAAGCCUCCGCACACGGCGAGGCAGCUGAGGACGCGUGUCAGAACCUAUAUGGUCGAUGAGGAAGUGUUAGCUAAAAAUCCGGACUGGCUGACGACAAAUAAGGUGGCGCUUAGCGGGGCAUUAUGGGGCAAGGCUGAGCCCAUCGAAGACGAUGGUAAGAAGAAAAGAAAGGCACCCACUAGUACAGUGGGUCAGCGGAUCGUCCGCAGGCGUGCUGAAGAGAGUGGCCAAUCGUCCAAGGUGACGCUUGAAGAGCUGGAGAAGAAGAUGAAUGAUACUUUGGGUGGAGAAAACGUAGACUCACUGUUUAAUUAG